Molecule: messenger RNA, 735 nt
Organism: Aspergillus calidoustus
Lineage: Eukaryota; Fungi; Ascomycota; Eurotiomycetes; Eurotiales; Aspergillaceae
Source: the annotation of a GenBank genome assembly
AUGACCCCUCUCGACCCCCUGAAACAAAACAUCCAAAAGGCCUACGACAGCAUCACGCCCGUCUACAACGAAUGGACGAAAUCCUCGCACGCGAUACGCACCCACUAUGUAACGAAGCUCCUCAAGCACCUCCCAGCUGACCUCCCUUCUCAAGAAAGAGAAGGUGAUGGUGGCAAGCAGACAGUCCUCGAAGUUGGCGCCGGCUCGGGAAUCCCGACAACAUCGCUCCUAGCGCAAAGUUCAAACCCCAAAACAGGGCUACCUCGAUUCCAUGUCAUCGCGAACGAUAUCUCCUCAGCGCAGCUAGAGGUUGCAAAGGAUCGAUUGUCUGAAUUUGGUGACAGAGUUGAGUUGCGCGGUGGGGAUAUGAUGGCUCUUUCCUUUGAGGAUGCGAGCCUCGAUGCUGUGCUGGGGAUGUAUAGUAUUAUUCACCUACCCAGGGGAGAGCAGGUGGUGUUUUUGAAGAGGGUGUAUUCGUGGCUCAAGCCCGGAGGCUGGUUCCUGGGGAAUUUUGGGGUAGAGGAGAUUGAGGGGGUGUUUGAUCGCGGAUGGUUGGGGAGUGGGGCUGAGGGCGGGGAGAUGUUUUGGAGUGGCUGGGGAGCGGAGAGGACGUGUGAGGUUCUUGGGGAGAUUGGGUUUGAGGUUGUGUCGAGGGAGGUUGUUACGGAUCUGGAGGAGAAGGAUGGAGAAAACAUUGAAGUUCCGUUUAUGUGGAUUUUGGGAAGGAAGAACUAG